Molecule: messenger RNA, 1968 nt
Organism: Fraxinus pennsylvanica
Lineage: Eukaryota; Viridiplantae; Streptophyta; Magnoliopsida; Lamiales; Oleaceae
Source: the annotation of a GenBank genome assembly
AUGUCCAGUUUUGUGGGUGUUAUUGUUUCUGAUCCAUGGCUUCAAAGCCAAUUCACUCAAGUCGAGCUUCGAGGCCUUAAAACCAAAUUUGUUUCUGUGAGGGAUAAAUCUGGGAAGGUCGCAUUGGGAGAUUUGCCAGCAGUUAUGGUGAAACUGAAGGCAGUUAGUGAUUUGCUAACUCAAGAUGAGGUUAAGGAUAUCUUGAGUGAGUCGUUUUCUGACUUCGACCAAGAAAUUGACUUUGAAUCCUUCCUUCGGGCAUAUUUGAACUUACAAGCACGAGCCACAGCGAAAAUGGGUGAUUCCAAAACUUCAUCUUCGUUCCUCAAAGCAACCACAACUACACUUCGUCAUACCAUUAGUGAACCUGAGAAAUCUUCAUAUGUUUCACACAUCAAUAGCUUUCUUGGUGAAGAUUCAUUCUUAAAGAAGUAUCUACCCUUAGAUCCAGCAACCAAUGUUCUGUUUGACCUUGCAAAGGAUGGAGUCCUUUUAUGUAAACUUAUUAAUGUGGCUGUCCCUGGCACUAUAGACGAGCGAGCUAUCAAUACUAAGCAGGUAUUGAAUCCUUGGGAGAGGAACGAGAACCACACCCUGUGCCUUAAUUCUGCAAAGGCAAUUGGAUGCACUGUGGUGAACAUUGGCACUCAAGACCUAGUUGAAGCAAGACCCCAUCUGGUCCUCGGGCUGAUUUCUCAAAUAAUCAAGAUACAAUUGUUAGCUGAUCUCAAUCUGAAAAAGACUCCUCAACUUGUUGAGUUGGUGGAGGAUAGCAAGGAAGUGGAAGAGCUCAUGAGCUUAGCCCCUGAGAAGGUUCUCCUGAAAUGGAUGAAUUUUCAUCUGAAGAAGGCGGGAUAUAAGAAACAAGUUACAAAUUUUUCAUCUGAUCUCAAGGAUGGGAAAGCUUAUGCUCAUUUGCUCAAUGCUCUUGCUCCAGAACAAUGUACGACCACAACUCUAGAUGCUAAAGAUCCUACUGAAAGAGCGAAUUUGAUUCUUGAGCAAGCAGAGAAACUGAAUUGUAGAAGAUAUGUUACUUCAAAGGACAUCGUAGAGGGCUCACCGAACUUAAAUCUUGCAUUUGUUGCUCAGAUAUUCCAACACAGGAAUGGCCUAUCUGUGGACAAGUCGAAGCUUUCUUUUUCUGAGAUGAUGACGGAUGAUGCUCAAACUUCAAGGGAAGAGAGAUGCUUCCGGUUAUGGAUUAACAGCCUUGGAAUUGAUACAUAUGUUAAUAAUGUAUUUGAAGAUGUCAGGACAGGAUGGAUUCUCUUAGAAGUGCUUGAUAAAAUGUCCCCGGGGUCGGUAAAUUGGAAACAUGCUACAAAACCUCCUAUUAAGAUGCCUUUCAGGAAGGUUGAGAAUUGCAACCAAGUGAUAAGCAUUGGGAAGGAAUUGAACUUUUCCCUUGUGAAUGUUGCUGGAAAUGAUAUCGUGCAGGGAAACAAGAAGCUCAUUUUAGCAUUUUUAUGGCAGUUAAUGAGGUUUACUAUGCUCCAAUUGCUGAAAAACUUGAGAUCGCACUCCCAAGGAAAGGAGAUAACAGAUGGUGACAUACUAAAUUGGGCUAACGACAAAGUUAUAAAAUCAGGAAGAACAUCUGUAAUGGAGAGCUUUAAGGAUAAAAAUCUUUCAACUGGAGUUUUCUUCUUACAACUUCUGAGCGCUGUGGAGCCAAGGGUGGUUAAUUGGAGCCUUGUCACAAAAGGGGAAACUGAUGAGGAUAAGAAGUUAAAUGCAACAUAUAUAAUCAGCGUUGCUCGAAAGCUUGGGUGCUCUAUAUUUUUAUUGCCGGAGGACAUCAUGGAGGUGAACCAGAAAAUGAUCCUUAUCUUGACAGCAAGCAUAAUGUACUGGAGCCUGCAAAGAAAUGAUGCAGAAUCCGACUCAACUCCCACUGAAGAGGCAGAAUCCGGUGAUAUCUUUAAUUUGCCGAUUGAUGAUUCUGCCGCUUCCCCCACAGUUUAG